GAUAUGGUUGUCAAAUUUGAGGAAUUGUAAUUAAAAUAGGAAUUUUUAGUCUCUAAGAAACAUACUCCCAUAAUAUUACUAUAAAAUAAGUUAUUGAUAGUUUGUGUAUAAGCAAUUGGUUAAAAUUAUAAAAUAAUGUUUAGAAAUGUGUUGUCUAUGACUUGUAAAAAUUUUCAGAUAGUAGCUGUCAGACAUAAACAAAAAAAAUUUCCAAAAAUAGACAAGAAACUACAAGCUGCUGCUGAAUCUCUUGCAGCAAGAGGAUUUCUUCGUCCAAAUAAACCAUGGGAUCCACCAGCAAAUAUAGACAAAACUAUACUUAAAAUAUGUGCUGAUAAUGGAUUGAACACUAAAUCGGAGUUUGAUUCCCUUGAUGUUAAAUACACUGUCUUAAAGGCAUGUUUUGACGAAACAGGCCAUGGCAUUCCUAAUUCUAUGUUACAUACCAUUGAGACAGUCGAUGAUUUAAGAGAGUUUUAUGAGACACCGGUCGAUACAUCAACUCCGUUUGAUAGCUUGAAGAAAAUGGAAUUGCCAAAGAAUAUGCAUGUCCAAGAAAAUUAUGUUAGAUUCCAUCCCGAUAAUGAUUCUCUCUUCAAUGGAAAGUCGGUAUUUCCUAAGAGUUCUACAAUUGUAUCUGGCCUAAAAACAAGAAAGAAGUAUGAAGGCUACUCUGCUAAGAGAUCCUGGCCUUAAGAAGAAAAAUAAUAUAUUGAUUAUAGAUAGUAGUUUUUAUUAAUAAUAAAUAUAAUACAAAAGA
Molecule: messenger RNA, 760 nt
Organism: Nymphalis io (European peacock)
Lineage: Eukaryota; Metazoa; Arthropoda; Insecta; Lepidoptera; Nymphalidae
Gene: mRpL50
Product: 39S ribosomal protein L50, mitochondrial
Exons: 5
Coding region: 136-696 (186 amino acids)
Cellular component (GO): mitochondrial large ribosomal subunit; mitochondrion
Source: RefSeq, a predicted model, not a curated record